Molecule: messenger RNA, 960 nt
Organism: Morchella importuna
Lineage: Eukaryota; Fungi; Ascomycota; Pezizomycetes; Pezizales; Morchellaceae
Exons: 6
Coding region: 1-960 (319 amino acids)
Biological process (GO): Arp2/3 complex-mediated actin nucleation; actin filament polymerization
Cellular component (GO): Arp2/3 protein complex; actin cytoskeleton
Molecular function (GO): structural constituent of cytoskeleton; actin filament binding
Source: RefSeq, a predicted model, not a curated record
AUGCUUCUCCUUGAAUACCACAAUCUCCUGCUAAAGUCAAUCCUGACGGAGCGUUUCAAUAGUGCAACCCCCGCCUCAAUUGACCAGGUCAUCUCCGACUUCGACGGAGUUACUUUCCACAUCUCAACCCCGGAAACAAAAACCAAGAUACUUGUUUCUAUCUCUGUCAAAUGCUUCUCGGAUCUUGUUCAACACGGAGCGCUGGGAGUUCUAGAGCGAGAGUACGCUGGACUCAUUACCGACGUUGAAGCUGGCUAUGACUUCUCCUUAAUCGUGGAUCUAGAGAAUCUCCCGGCAGAGCCAGAGGAGAAGGAGAACCUGAUCCGUCGCAUUUCCCUAUUGAAGCGGAACACCAUGGCCGCACCGUUCGAGAAGGCGAUUGAUGAGCACCAUCGCCUUGCAGAGGCUCAGAAGGGAUUCACUACGGAAACCGCACCAACAGGGGAAGGGACGGAGGUUAUGGUUAUCAGAUACAGAGAGGAGGAGGCUAUGUAUAUCCAGGCUUCCCACGAUCGUGUUACCGUUAUUUUCAGCACUGUUUUUAGAGAAGAGACGGAUAGGAUCUUUGGAAAGGUCUUCCUGUCGGAAUUCGUUGAUGCCCGGCGACGUGCUAUCCAAAACGCCCCGCAGGUCCUGUACCGGAACGAUCCGCCCCUCGAAAUCCGCAAUGUAGCCGGUGUGAAGGAUGAUGGAACCGGUGAAAUUGGAUACAUCACUUUCGUUCUUUUCCCCCGCCAUCUCACCCCCCAGCGACGAGAAGAGUCAAUCUCCCAUAUCCAGACCUUCCGUGACUACUUUCACUACCACAUUAAGGCAGCAAAAGCAUAUAUGCACUCGCGAAUGCGACGCCGUGUCGCGGACUUUCUCAAGGUCCUCAACAGGGCCAAGCCUGAAGUUGAGGAAUCUGAGAAGAAAGAGAAGAAGACUGCUACUGGGAGGAGCUUCCGUGUCCAAGCUUAG